CAGCCCCCACUUUUUUAAAUAAAAAACCCCUCCCAUUGACAGGCUGAGCACACGUAGCACUCCCCUUUCCUUCGGGCGAGACACAGGCAAGAGAGAAUUGCCCUUUUUCUCUUGGUUGGGGGGCUGCUCUUCUCUUCUUUCGCCCGUCCUUCCACCCCAAGAUGCUGCUGCCGCUGUCGCCGCCGCCGCCUACCCCCCUGUAGCUGAGCCCCAGUGCAGGGCGAGGCUCAGACCGUCGGCGUGCCGGCGCCAUGGAGCGCCGAGGGGAGGCUGCCGCUGCUGCCCUCCCGCAGACCCUGGACUUCACCGUGGAGAACGUGGAGAAGGCACUCCACCAGUUGUAUUAUGACCCCAACAUUGAAAACAAGAAUCUGGCUCAGAAAUGGUUGAUGCAAGCCCAAGUCUCACCACAAGCCUGGCACUUCAGUUGGCUACUUCUCGAUAUGGACAAGGUGCCUGAGAUCCAGUACUUUGGGGCCAGUGCCCUCCACAUCAAGAUUUCACGCUACUGGAAUGACAUCCCAGCUGACCAGUACGAAAGCCUCAAGUCACAGCUCUUCAGCCAAAUAACUCGUUUUGCUAGUGGUUCCAAGAUUGUGCUUACCCGGCUUUGUGUGGCAUUGGCUUCGUUGGCACUAAACAUGAUGCCAGAGGCCUGGCCAUGUGCUGUUGCUGACAUGGUGCGCAUGUUUCAGGCAGAGGACUCUAAUGUUGAUGGGCGAGCACGCUGCCUGGCACUCUUAGAGCUGCUGACUGUUCUGCCUGAGGAGUUCCAAACCAGCCGCCUGCCUCAGUACCGUAAGGGGCAGGUGCGUAGUGUCUUGGCACAGGAGUGCAGUUCUGUCUUCCCCCUGCUAGAGCAAUUACUACAGCAACAAGACUCUCCCAGCUUCAUUAAACAGAAGGUGCUGAAGUGCUUCUCAAGCUGGGUACAGCUAGAGAUUCCCCUGAUGGAGUGUGAGAACUUGAUCCAGGCAGCCUUCACCUCCUUGCGUGAUCCAGAACUCUUUGAUACAGCUGUGGAGGCCAUUGUCAAUGCCAUUUCCCAGCCUGAUGCUCAGAGGUAUGUGAAUACUCUUCUGAAGCUCAUCCCACCUGUUCUGGGACUCCAGGAACAACUACGUCAAGCAGUUCAGAGCAGGGAUAUGGAGACAUCUCAUGGGAUCUGCCGCAUUGCAGUUGCCCUGGGGGAGAAUCAUUCCAGAGCUCUCUUGGACCAAGUGGACCACUGGCAGAGCUUCCUAGCACUGGUUAACAUGAUCAUGUUCUGCACUGGGAUCCCAGGACACUAUCCUGUCAAUGAGACCACGAGUUCACUUACACUCACUUUCUGGUAUACACUUCAGGAUGACAUCCUCUCUUUUGAUCCAGAAAAACAGGCCAUGUAUCAGCAGGUUUAUCGGCCUGUCUAUUUCCAGCUGGUGGAUGUGCUCCUGCACAAGGCACAGUUUCCCUCUGAUGAAGAGUACAGCUGCUGGUCCUCUGAUGAAAAGGAGCAAUUUCGGAUAUACCGAGUGGACAUCUCUGACACCUUGAUGUAUGUGUAUGAAAUGCUUGGAGCAGAGCUGUUGAGCAGCUUAUAUGACAAGCUAGGUCGCCUCUUGACCAACACAGAGCAGCCAUCUUCAUGGCAGCACACAGAAGCUUUGCUUUAUGGGUUCCAGUCCAUCGCAGAAACAAUAGAUGUAAACUACUCGGAUGUAGUGCCUGGCCUUAUUGGGCUCAUUCCUCACAUCAGCAUCAGCAAUGUGCAGCUUGCAGAUACGGUUAUGUUCACUAUUGGAGCACUUUCAGAGUGGCUGGCUGACCACCCUGUCAUGAUCAACAACGUCUUACCCCUGGUGCUACAGGCUCUGGGCAAUCCUGAGUUGUCCAUCUCUAGUGUCUCAACCCUUAAGAAAAUCUGCCGUGAAUGCAAGUAUGACUUGCCUCCCUAUGCUGCCAACAUAGUUGCUGUCUCUCAGGAUGUGCUAAUGAAGCAGAUUCACAAGACAAGUCAGUGCAUGUGGCUGAUGCAAGCUCUGGGCUUCUUGCUGUCUGCCCUCCAAGUGGAGGAGAUCUUGAAGAAUCUGCACUCACUGAUUACUCCUUACAUCCAGCAGCUGGAGAAGCUGGCUGAUGAAACGCCAAACCCCUCCAACAAGCUGGCCAUCAUCCACAUCCUGGGCUUGCUCUCCAACCUCUUCACCACAUUGGACAUCAGUCAUCAUGAUGAUGAUCAUGAGAGCUCAGAGGUCAAGAAGCUGCCAGUGCCUCAGGGCCCCAAUCCGGUAGUGAUGGUGCUGCAGCAAGUCUUCCAGCUUAUCCAGAAAGUGCUCAGCAAGUGGCUGAAUGAUGCCCAGGUUGUGGAGUCUGUGUGCUCCAUUUUUGAAAAGUCUGUGAAGACCCUCCUGGAUGACUUUGCACCCAUGGUGCCUCAACUGUGUGAGAUGCUGGGCCAGAUGUAUAGCACCAUUCCUCAGGCAUCUGCCAUUGAUCUCACUCGACAGCUGGUUCACAUCUUUGCCCAUGAGCCUGCCCAUUUCCCACCCAUCAAGGCGCUCUUUCUGCUCGUCACAUCAGUUACGCUAACACUGUUUCAGCAAGGGCCCAGGGAUCAUCCUGAUAUUGUUGAUUCAUUUAUGCAACUCCUGGCACAGGCACUCAAACGGAAACCUGACCUGUUCCUGUGUAGCAGCCUGGAUGUCAAAGCAGUAUUCCAUUGUGGUGUGAUCUCCUUGAAGUUCCCUGAAGCACCAACUGUGAAAGCUGCCUGUGGCUUUUUUACUGAGUUAUUGCCACGUUGUGGCGAGAUUCCACCGGUGGGACAAGUGGUACAUGAGAAUGGCAAAAUGCUGCUGCAGGCUGUGCUUGAGGGUGUAGGUGGCCAAGCCGCACGCAACUUGAUGGAUCACUUUGCUGAGAUCCUCUUUGCUCUCAACAAGCACUGCUUCAGUUACUUGAGUGUCUGGAUAAAGGAAGUGAUGCAACAGGAUGGUUUUCCAUCAGCCCGUGUCAGCCCUGAACAAAAGGAAAUCUUCAGCCAGCAAAUUCUCAGCAGAGAGCGUGUGAACAAACGGCGUGUGAAGGAGAUGGUAAAGGAGUUCACGCUGCUGUGCCGAGGACUGCAUGGUACCGAAUACACAGCAGACUACUGAGGGGCCAUGUAGCAAAACAGGAGCAUGAACAGAUCUGCUGGCUACCUGCCCCUGCCUAACGCUGCUAUUGAACCAGCUCAUAGGACAAUAACUGCAACUAACCUGCUGAGGCUGCUCCUCUCAAGAAUGAGCUGUUUGUCCAUCCCUCCUGCAUGUUCAGAGGCAGCAGGCUACAAGGACUUGGAGCACAGGCUGGAGCUGAGGAGAUUUCCUCCCCCUGCUAGACUGGUGCAAUGAUUGCCCCUUGUUUUCCCGGCACACUCCUGUAGACAUAUCUGUGGUAUUGUCUGUUCCUAAAGAGUCUGCCUUUGCCCUGCAUGAGGCAGCUUGUGUCUGACUGAAGUGGAAGGCCCUGCAGCCUUGAAUUAUAUUAAGGCUAUUUCUAA
This is a messenger RNA of Lacerta agilis (Sand lizard), 3523 nucleotides long. It is a transcript of the gene IPO13, whose product is annotated as importin 13. Gene Ontology annotation, molecular function: small GTPase binding. Lineage: Eukaryota; Metazoa; Chordata; Lepidosauria; Squamata; Lacertidae. The transcript has 20 exons. Bases 252 to 3137 code for a protein of 961 amino acids. Gene Ontology annotation, cellular component: cytoplasm; nuclear membrane. Gene Ontology annotation, biological process: protein import into nucleus. The record is from RefSeq and is a predicted model, not a curated record.